This is a messenger RNA of Sinocyclocheilus grahami, 2762 nucleotides long. RefSeq names its product ephrin type-A receptor 2-like. Gene Ontology annotation, cellular component: dendrite; plasma membrane. Lineage: Eukaryota; Metazoa; Chordata; Actinopteri; Cypriniformes; Cyprinidae. Gene Ontology annotation, biological process: ephrin receptor signaling pathway; axon guidance; protein phosphorylation. The record is from RefSeq and is a predicted model, not a curated record. The annotation marks the transcript as partial. The transcript is spliced from 14 exons. Gene Ontology annotation, molecular function: transmembrane-ephrin receptor activity; ATP binding; protein binding.
CUUGUGAACCAGGUUACUACAAGAGCACAGAUUCCAGCCAGCCAUGUGAAGUGUGUCCAGAGAACACCAAGCGCUCAGGUCGUGGAGCACUGCUGUGCCCCUGCAUGGAGGGCUUCUUCCGGGCCCCUACGGACCCUGACUCUGCUCCUUGCUCUUCUCUGCCUAGCCCACCCCAAAACCUGGUAUACAUGCCCCUCCUGACUGCGGGGAGUUUGCAACUGAGCUGGCGCCCCCCGGCAGACACUGGCGGCAGAAGCGACAUCACAUACAGUGUGGCUUGCGAGCGCUGUGAGGGUGGUCUGUGUUCACUGUGUGGUGGGAGGGUGCGAUUUGAGCCUGCGCAGACGGCCUUGAAAGACCCCGAGGUCGUGGUUAGCGAGCUGGAGCCUCAUGUGAACUACACAUUUACAGUCGAGGCCCAAAGUGGCGUGUCCCAGUUCAGUCGAAAGAGAGCCACGGCAAGCAUUACAACAGCGCUUCACUUCACAGAUGGCCCGAGGGUGCUGUACUUGAGAGUUGAAGAUCGGACCACCAGCAGUCUGACUUUAUCCUGGGUUGUGGACCACCAUGUGCAGAAUAACAACUCCCCCCGCUAUGAGCUCAUGUACCGCAAGAAGGAGGAUCCUGGAGAGUUGGACGUCACCACAUACACCGUUCUGGUUCUGGAGAAGAACUCUGUGCAGAUUAAUGACCUCUUACCAGGAACAAAGUAUGUGUUCCGUGUUCACACCCUGACAGCAGAAGGCCAUCCCAGCAGCCACAGCGCCGAGCUUGAAUUUGAGACGUUGCCUCUCGCGGAAUCUCAGACGCAGAAUAGUUCCAUGGUUGUCAUGGGAGCCAUUGCUGGGGGCGGAGUCAUGUUGCUGAUUGUGGUGGUGAUUUUGCUCCUGCACAAAAGGAGGUUGAAUUCCCAUGUCCGACGGAGGGUAGAUGGAGAUUACUUUUCAUGUCCAGAAAAACUCCUGCCUUUGAAGACCUACGUUGAUCCCCAUACAUAUGAAGACCCCUGUUCGGCUGUCCACAAAUUUGCCAGUGAAAUUCACCCUAGUCAUAUCACCAAGCAGAAAGUCAUUGGUGCAGGAGAAUUUGGUGAGGUCUACCGUGGUUCUCUGAAGAUACCGGGGCGCUGUGAGGUCGCCGUAGCGAUAAAGACCCUGAAGCCAGGCUACACUGAGAAGCAGAGGCUGGACUUCCUUAGUGAAGCCAGUAUUAUGGGCCAGUUUUCCCAUAAGAACAUUAUCCGCCUGGAGGGUGUUGUCACCAAAUUCAAAGACGCCAUGAUUAUCACAGAGUACAUGGAGAAUGGAGCUCUGGACCAGUAUUUAAGGGACCAUGAUGGGGACUUUUCCUCAUACCAGCUUGUGGGAAUGCUCAAUGGCAUAGCGGCAGGAAUGAAGUACCUCUCAGACAUGAACUACGUUCAUCGGGACCUUGCAGCUCGCAAUGUUCUGGUCAACGGCAACUUGGAGUGUAAAGUCUCCGAUUUCGGCCUGUCGCGAGUGCUGGAGGACUAUCCUGAGGGAACCUACACGACUACUGGAGGAAAGAUUCCUAUUCGCUGGACGGCACCUGAGGCAAUAGCGUACAGGAAGUUCACUUCAGCCAGUGAUGUGUGGAGUUUCGGCAUAGUCAUAUGGGAAGUGAUGUCAUUUGGAGAAAGACCCUACUGGGACAUGAGCAACCAUGAGGUGAUGAAAUCCAUAAACGAAGGCUUCAGGUUGCCGGCACCGAUGGGCUGCCCAUCUGCGGUCAAUCAGCUCAUGCUGCAGUGCUGGAUGCAGGACCGCGCCAAACGGCCAUGCUUUGUUGAUAUCGUCAACUUGCUCGAGAAGCUGCUUCGCAACCCAGAGUCACUCUCAGCCAUUGCUAGUAUCGACCCCCGUGUCUCUAUUCGUCUACCCAGCACUAGUGGUAGUGAUGGCGCCCCCAUCAGGUCAGUGAAUGAAUGGCUGGAAUCCAUCAAGAUGGCCCAAUACAGAGAAACCUUUGCUCUUGCUGGAAUUAAAACUAUGGAACAGGUGUUGCGCUUAAAAAUGGAUGACAUAGGGAACAUUGGAGUACGACUGCCAGGUCAUCAGAAGAGAAUCGCCUACAGCAUUCUGGGCCUGCAAGACCCGACGGCGACCCUGGAUCUGUUUGCUGUGUAACAAUGCUCUUGAGCGAAGCAGCACUGUUCUGAAUCGACAAUUGAACUGGCCCAAACUGGACUUUAAAAAGCUGACUGAAUAAAGACCAGAAUGCCCUCCUCAAAUGAAAUGGACUCCCUUCGGGAAUAUAAACACUUUACGGUUUUCAUAUUUUGUUUCUCAUUUGUUAAAGCUUUUUAUAUAAUAUUUUUACAUGUCAGAUGGACCCUUAUGCUCUUUGUUUCAACUUAAGCCAUAUUAAGCACACAGUGGAUAUAUGGUCUGUUUUGACAUUUUUAAAUAUUGUAACUACUGCCUCAGGUCUGAUGAUUAGGGUGCUAUCAAGGGUACAACGAUAGUAACCUUAGUAACCUGUGGUGCCCAUAUAUCCACAUAUUAAUCAGAGUUGCCAAAUGUGAGGGGUUGAAGUCUGAUUUAAGGUUGUACAAUUACAAAUGUAAAAAGUUUAGUAGGAAAUGUUAUAUGUUGUUAAAUUGUUGACCGACAUCCUCCUGUUUUGAACGAUAGGAUGAGUGUUUACAUGUCUUAUUUCAGCUCUUUUUAUUUAAUAUUUAUUUUUGUAUUUAUUGUCUGUGUUUGUAAAGAAAAUGAUGUACUGUAUAGUAUUAAAAUAUU